Messenger RNA from Rotaria sordida, 705 nucleotides. Lineage: Eukaryota; Metazoa; Rotifera; Eurotatoria; Philodinida; Philodinidae. The record is from the annotation of a GenBank genome assembly.
AUGUUUUUGCCAGUUCUCGGCAAAGAAGAUACUAUUCAUGAACACAAUGAUCUACUAGCAGGAAAACGUGUGCUCGACCUUGCUUGCGGCGAUGGACAUUAUACACGUAAAUUGAAAGAGCAAUUAGGUGCUAGUGAAGUUGUUGGAAUCGAUAUUAGUCAAGCUAUGAUUGAUAUUGCACGAAGUAAAGAACGAGAACGACCAUUUGGUAUCAUCUAUGAAGUGGCUGAUGCUCAAAUGCUCACUCCUCCUUCUAUCAAGUACGAUGUAGUCACAGCUUUCUAUUUGCUGAAUUUUGCUCGAACUAGUGAAGAACUUGAACGAAUGGUGCGUGUCAUCAGUGAACAACUGGCCGAUGGACAAACUUUCUUCGGUGUCAUUACUAAUGUUUGUGGUAGUGAAGCGACCUACAAUAAUGAGAAACAUCACAAAUAUGCUUUCAUGCGUGAAACCAAUUUAAGCAAUUGGCCACUUCAUAAUGGUGCCGAAGUGAAAUAUACUCAUUUCAACGACCAACAAAAUACAUCAUUCUCCUAUAUUACCUACUAUCUGUCACCGCAAACUUACGAGCAAGCAUUCAAGAGAGCAGGUUUUACCUAUUUUAAAUGGGUACCUUUGGAAAGUGAUCCAAAAGUUGAAGAUAGAGCAUUUUACGAUGACUUCAUCAAUUAUGCACCAGCUAUCGGCAUAGUCGCGUCCAAAUAA